This is a messenger RNA of Penaeus chinensis, 387 nucleotides long. RefSeq lists its product as uncharacterized. NCBI's taxonomy places the organism in Eukaryota, Metazoa, Arthropoda, Malacostraca, Decapoda, Penaeidae. The transcript is spliced from 3 exons. The coding region runs from base 1 to 387 and encodes 128 amino acids. Gene Ontology annotation, biological process: central nervous system formation; regulation of Toll signaling pathway; innate immune response. The record is from RefSeq and is a predicted model, not a curated record. Gene Ontology annotation, molecular function: growth factor activity; Toll binding. Gene Ontology annotation, cellular component: extracellular region.
AUGGCUUUUACAUUUCAUGAUUACUGCGACUCAACUGCUGCCCCAUCAUACGGUGACAACUCUACUCUCUCCUACUGCUUGGAAGACACUGAGUAUGAGAUCAAGGCUCCCACCACUGCCGAUCACCUCUUCGCCAAGAAGUACGCUGACGUCGCCGACCAGUCUGCUGAUGACUUGGUAGACAUGCUUACCAGGGACCAGAAGGAGGCCUUAGACUACUCUUACUACACUGGGGCCUCCACUUGUGCCCAGAAUGUGGACGGCAAGUGGCGCGUCAUUGUGAACGACGUGCAUUAUUAUAGCCAAACUGCCCGCCUUCAGACUUGUCUGUUCCCAGAGGCUGCUUGCCGCGCCCUUGCUCCUUGCUGCCAGAGCCACUGCACCUAG